Ciona intestinalis (vase tunicate) is the source of this 3730-nucleotide messenger RNA. NCBI's taxonomy places the organism in Eukaryota, Metazoa, Chordata, Ascidiacea, Phlebobranchia, Cionidae. The record is from RefSeq and is a predicted model, not a curated record.
AUAUAUCAAUUUUAGACUUCCAGCAAAUGCUUUCAGUGAAGCAUUUAAGAAUCGAAAAGAAUCUCUUGUUCAAAUUGUGCAAGUCAUUAUGACCCGUAUGCAGCGUGUCACUUUCCUUGCCCUGCAUAAUUAUCUUGGUCUUUCACAAGAAUUAUUGCGACCAACAAACAGAGUAUCUGAUGAUCAACUUUCAAUAAGGAAAAUGUCGUCGUCAAAUAUUUUGUCUGAACUCGUGGAACGACACAGUUUGAGUUCCGCUGACUUGAAAGAACAACUUGCCCAUAAAGAUGAUACACCCGAUGCCAAACAUGAAGAAGAAGUCGUUUCCACAACCAUAUUACCUCGCUCCAAGUCGCAACCCGUUGUGAUAAAUAAUGGUGGAAAAGUGAAGCAGAUUCGAUUCAAUGAGAUUGACACGGUUGUUGAUGAUAACGAUAAUGUCUUUCAUAGACAAUCGAGUCUACCAUCAGAUGCAAAAAAACAAAUUGAUUUUAAAGAAAGUGUUCGUCAAGCUCAAUCUAGAUCAAUAGAUGCUUUUAUGACACCAUCACCAAGUGAGGCUUCAUGUUCUUGUGACAGCUCAUCUGAUGUCAAGAUAUUUGAACUGAAUGAACCAGAAGUGUUGGAUCUGGUAACUGCAGAUCUGUGUCAAGUGUUUGGUAUUGAUGACAGGGAAAUGUUACAAGAACAUAUCGCUUUACUUAAAGUAUGUAAGGGCCAUCAAUUAAUUAAUGAAGGCGAUCAAGAAGUUUCAAUCUACUUUGUUGUGACCGGCAACUUGAGAGUUUCACAAACAUUACCUGAAGUUGGUUUUGAUGAACAAAGAAAUGUGACUUUGUUUGAAGCAAAACCAGGAAUGUUAACUGGCCAACUUGCGGUGCUCACGGGAGAACCUUCAUUCUUCGAGGUUUCUGCUCUCGUUGAUUCCGUAAUAGCCAGAGUGACUCGGCAAAGUUUCUACAAAAUGAUGCGUCGUUACCCCCGCAUGGUUCUUAACACGGCACACACCGUCAUGCUGAGGGUUAGUUCGUUCGUUCGUCAAAUCGACUUCGCUCUUGAUUGGCAGAUGGUGGAAGCUGGAAAGGCGUUGUACAAACAAGGCAGUAGAAGUGACUGCAUGUAUAUAAUUCUUCACGGUCGCUUGCGCUCAGUGCAUUUAAAGUCAGAUGGAAAGAAGGAACUGGUUGCGGAAUAUGGAAAGGGAGAGAUUGUUGGAAUGACUGAAGCAUUAAAAGGUAUAUCUCGUCCAACAUCGUUACAUGCAGUUCGCGAUACUGAGUUGGCUAAAAUACCUGAAGGGCUAAUUAAACAGAUAAGGAGGCAACAUCCUGGUGUUGUGACGCGACUUAUUUCACUGAUGUCCGAUAAAAUACUUGGUAACAUGCUUUCACAAAAGAAGUCACAUGUAAGGUCAUCAGAUGUACUUGCUCCCAAACAAACUAUGCAAGAAGAAACUAGUUUUGCAUAUGGAGAUGUUUCAAACCAUCUUGCCAACUUAUCAACUGUCGCUAUAUUACCCGCUUCAAGUGAUGUGCCGUUAGAUAAAGUAUCUAUGGAAUUACAUCAUGCACUGGGGGGCAUUUGUAAUCAGGUUUUAAGACUCAACAGCGAUCUAAUUAUUCAACGUCUCGGUCAUAAUGCACUUGACAGUGUGCAAGAAUACAGGUUAUCUAACUGGUUGGCCCACCAUGAGGAUUCACAUCGAAUGGUUCUUUAUCAAACUGACUUUACCAUGACACCAUGGACACAACGUUGUAUAAGACAGGCUGAUGCUGUUUUAAUCGUUGCACUUGGUGAUGGAGAACCAAAAGUUGGGAAGUUGGAGGCCCAGCUUGAAGGGAUGGCUGUUCGGGCUUUAAAGAUGUUGGUUCUGCUUCACCGACCAGGCAUUAUACGACCAACGAGAACAGUUGAUUGGUUAAACAUGAGGGGAUGGUUGACUGAACAUAUUCAUAUUAAAUGUCCAAAGCGAUUGUUCGGACGAACACGUAAAUCAAAAAUGGUGGAGUACUGGGAAAAGUUGUCAACAAAACCAGUUGAUAAAUUUAGUGAUUUUUCUCGGCUUGCACGAUUUCUUACUGGAACAUCUAUCGCUCUUGUGCUUGGUGGUGGGGGCGCUAGAGGUCUUUCACAAAUCGGAAUUUUGCAAUCACUUCAAAACGCUGGUGUUCCCGUUGAUAUGAUUGGUGGUACUUCCAUCGGUGCCUUUAUGGGCGGACUGUGGGCAGCUCAUCGUAACAUUGAAACAAUGAAAGAAAAGUCGCUGAUACUUUGUGAUGAUAUGAGUUCAAUUGUAUCAAAAAUACUCGACCUAACGUAUCCGUUUACAUCCAUGUUCUCUGGUGCUUCAUUCAAUCGAGCAAUCCACACAAUAUUUAAAGAUAUACAGAUCGAGGAUCUAUGGAUUCCAUAUUUCACCAUCACAACCGAUAUCACUUCAUCUGAGAUGCGGGUGCAUACCGACGGUUCACUAUGGCGAUAUAUCAGAGGCAGCAUGUCAUACCAUCCAUACCUUCCACCACUAUGCGAUCCACGGGAUGGACAUUAUCUUCUUGAUGGUUGUUUCGUCAAUAACCUACCAGGUGAUGUUGCGAGAGCACGUGGUGCAUGUAAGGUUAUUGCCGUCGAUGUUGGAUCUGAAACUGAAGUCGAUUUCACUGAUUAUGGCGACCAUUUAUCUGGAUGGUGGUUGCUAUGGAAACGGUGGACAGGAAGGUGGACGGGCAGGAUCAAGGUUCCUGACUUAAAUGACAUACAGUCGCGACUGUCGUAUAUAUCUUGUCACUAUCUGCUUGAAAAAGUCAUUAAAUCUGAUUAUUGUUUCUACGUACGACCUCCAAUUGCAAAAUAUAAAACGCUGGAGUUCCACAAGCAUAAGGAACUGUACCAGGUUGGCUUCAAUCACGGUGUGAAAAUAUUCACUGAUGAAUGGGCGUCGCAUUUCUGGAAGGAAUUGAUCAGUGACCAGAACUUACCCGUGAGCCAAUCUAUCGCAUCAAAAGGUCGUGCAGAUAUUUCAUUCACAGAUCUGUCUGAGUUUUUAACCGAACAAAUGGAAACGAAUGAUUUAAGGAAUCCAUCAGAUUCGGAAUACGAAUUUGGAUAUGAUUCUUCACCUGAAACUUUCUUCCGUGGGUCGAAUGGAAUGCGAAGAAUGAUGAGCGAACCAUAUGAUAUGAAUAAAAUGACCGAAAUUCGCUCUAUUGACCAAAAGCAGGACACUGUACAAUCGCUUUGUGCCAUCACAUCUGCAAGUCCGACAACGUCACAUAAUUAUGAUAGACGACAUUCUUCUUUUCAACAAACACAAACCAUUAUUCCUUCUUAUUCAUCAGAUGAUGAAGAAGAUGAUUCGAGGUUAAUUCUCUCAUCUUCUAUAUGACAUCUUAUGUCUCAUCUCAGUUGAUACAUGUUCAUUACAGCCUUUCUCUUUUUCAGCCUUCUCUUCUUUUGACCUUCUUCAUUCUCAUUCUCUCACUUUAUUUUCAAUUGCAUGACAACCACUGGCGGCCAUUGAUCCAUACAUUCAUCCAUGUCGUAGCACAAAUAACUUUAAAGUUAAUAUUGCAUUAAAAGAGUCAACACUCAUUAUUAUGAACAACCACACACGUUUGCACGAUUACUGUGUGUUUUACCAAUAAAUAUUGUUUUCUGUAAAAUACAACGUGUGGUGAUACUUUUAUCAUCUGUUUUUGGAUGUAUUGCAAUAAAAAUGACACACUGUGCCAGA